GGAGGCCCGAGGGGGAAGUGACGAGCUCGCAGGCGAAGGGAAACGCGCCGCGGCUGGAGGCGGAAGCUCGGAGCGGUGCUGGGGGCUGCAGGGAUGGCCGAGUGGGUGGAGUUCCGGGAGCGGAUCCCCCGGGAGUGCCUGGAGGGGAUGCAGUUCAUCGCCGCCGGUGGGUUCGGCACCAUCUACCGGGCUCAGCACCGUGACUGGCGCAUCCCCAUUGCCGUGAAGAAACUGAGCCGUGAUACCUGCAGCCGUGAAGAGCUCCUGGAAGAAGCCCGGGCCAUGGACAAAGCUCGCUUCAUCUACAUCCUGCGGCUCUUCGGCCUCUAUGAGGAGGAAGAGGAGGGCUGGGACUGUGGCCCCCGGCUGGGCAUCGUCAUGGAGUACAUGGAGAAUGGCAGCCUGGCCAGUUUGCUGGAGAGAGUCCAGCCAGUCCCCUGGUCCCUGCGCUUCCGCCUCCUCCACCAGGUGGCGCUGGGCAUGAAUUACCUGCAUGGGCUUCACCCACCAUUACUGCACCUGGACCUCAAACCCAGCAAUGUCCUGUUGAAUUUGGAGCUGCACGUCCGGUUGGCAGACUUUGGACUAUCGAAGUUCAAGCGACUGACGACCAAGCAGGGAACGGACAGAUCCAGGGAUGAGGAUGACUAUGGGGGUACCCUGGAGUACAUGCCCCCCGAAUCCCUCAUAGACAUCAACUACAGGCCAACGCCAGCCACAGACAUAUACAGUUAUGCCAUCCUCACCUGGUCCGUGUUAACCGGUCAACAGCCUUACCCAAAUCUCCUCCCAAAAUGCAUGAGCUCCCUGCUCCGAAUGCACAUCCCCCGGGGCCAGAGACCUGACCUGGAGGAGCUGGAGGAGGUCACAGGAGUGGAGGGCCUGGAGGACAUGAAAGAGUUAAUGAAGAGAUGUUGGCACAAUGACAGCUGGGAAAGACCCACGUUUAAAGACUGCAGCAACAAGACAGAGAAGAUUUUCUCCUGCCACAAGUCCCGGAUCGUGCCGGCUGUGCGUCAGGUCCAGGAUGUGCUGAUGAUGAUGGCCAGUUCUCCCAGCUAUGAGUCCAGACCAUCAGUAAGUGUCCCUACACCCGCUGCGGCUGAGAGCUCCCAUCUCCAUGCCUCUCCUCCAUCUUCCCUUGGGGUCUCAGAGAAAUUCCACACACUUCGCUAUGAGGAUCAUCCAUCCAGAGAAAACGAAGCUGUGCCCAGGAGAAGCAUGAGGGAGACGGAGCAUCAGCAAGAACCUGGUACCCCUCAGCCCUGCAGUGUCAGCAUGGGUCCCAGGCAGGGAGCAGAAGGACCCAAUAAUGGAGAAUUUGGCUCCCCUAAGACAAUCUCAUCACAGUUGAGACCCCCAGACAAUGAGCCGAGGCCCUUCUUUUCCAUCCAGUCCCAACCACCUCUCCCCACCCAGGGGCCGGAGCAACCCAUGUUCUCAUUCCAGCAACCGUCUCAGCCACCUGCCUAUGGGUUCUCAGGUAGCUGCAUACAUAUCAUUGGUCCUUGCUCAGGAAUACAGAUUGGCCACAACAACAGCAUGAAAGUGAACAAGGUGCAAGUAGAGAAGAGGAGGAAGAAAUAAUGGCUCCUUCAUCUCUGAUCUCUAGAUAUGUGUGUGGAGCACCCCAGCCCUCCCUGCCCCCAGCAGAGGACCCCCUCCCCCCGGUACGCACCACUUCCCUCUGCAGGGGCACUGUGAAACUCGGCCCCACACCGUCCUCUUCCCCAUUCCCAGCUCCCCACCCCCCCUUGCAGUGGGGAGCAGGGGGGAUUACAGCCCUGGGAGCUGGAAUCUCUGGCCACGGAGGACUUUUGUAGCUGCUGCAUUAAAGCAACAAUGAGACUAAAACAAGCCCAGCUUUGGGAUGAGUCGUCUGGUUUCUGAGAGUCGUGAGUGGAGGAAGGAAGGCAGCUGGAUGAUGCCAGCCCAGCAGUGACUGACUUUGCCCAGCCCAGCCUGUCCUCUGGAGAUCUCAGAGUGCCUGUGGGACAGAUGCUCUCUGCUGUCGAAGGCCCAGGCGUGGCCGCCAAACAGAACCAUCCUGGAAAUGGAGAGUGAAAUCUAGAGCUGGGCAAAAUGAUGUACCUGUGGAAAAGGCAGUUUACACCAAAUUGAAAUUUUCCACAGAAAAAUUUUGAUUUUGCCAUAAAUUUUUAAUUUUCCAUCGGGAAAAUUAAAAUGGAGUAUUUAAUCUCGGGUCUGUUCCACCCAAAUCAGAAUAUUUCAUUUUUUAAAAAAUGAUCUGAAACAUUUCCUUUGGAAUCAGCUCAACAAAAUGUUAAACUGCUUUUUCCUACCUGUGCAUUGGUUUAUGGGAGUUGUAGUUCGAGUGUCAAUUCUCUCCUCUGGACUUGGCUCCCUGAAGGGCUACAUCUCCUGUCACAGGUUUCAGAGGAGCAGCCGUCUUAGUCUGUAUUUGCAAAAAGGAAAGGAGGACUUGUGGCACCUUAGAGACUAACCAAUUUAUUUGAGCAUGAGCUUUCGUGAGCUACAGCUCACUUCAUCGGAUGCAUUCAGUGGAAAAUACAGUAGGGAGAUUUAUAUCCAUAGAGAACAUGAAACAAUGGGUGUUACCAUA
Molecule: messenger RNA, 2584 nt
Organism: Caretta caretta (loggerhead turtle)
Lineage: Eukaryota; Metazoa; Chordata; Testudines; Cheloniidae
Gene: RIPK3
Product: receptor interacting serine/threonine kinase 3
Biological process (GO): protein phosphorylation
Molecular function (GO): JUN kinase kinase kinase activity; ATP binding
Source: RefSeq, a predicted model, not a curated record